AUGCCAUUUCUUAAAAAGCAUAAGGACCGAUUCUGUAAUGUUGUCUAUACUUUAUUUUUGUUUGAGGAGCAGAAACUGACACCAUUUAGUGAUACAUCACUUUCUUUCUUAGUGAUGCCAUGUGAUUUUGGGUGGCAUCUCUCGAAGGAAGAGUCUCACCAUAAAUUACCAUUUUGGAUUUGCCGACUUCUUCCCACUCUUUUCUUCAUAAAUGCAGGUUCAAUUUUGCGGUCAGAAACCAGUUUAUUCAGUUCUUGUAAUGUGAGUGGAAAGAAGAUGAGAGCUUCAAGCUGUGUAGGACUUGGUUUGAGCCUUGUUUUUGGGUGUCUGUUACUAGCUCUUUUCGCUGAGCUUUACUAUCUGUUAUGGUGGAAGAAAAGGGUAACUAACAGAGAUAUGAUUCAAGAAAGUUACAAUAGUCCAGCAAGAGAAUUCUUCUACAUGUUUUGUUGGAAAAAACCCUCAUCUUUGACCUCCAAUAGUCUAACAACAGACACCCAAGUUCAUGAACCACAAGCAUCAUCUUCAGCUCACAUAUGGCUCAGAGCAUUUGGUGAAGAACAAGAACAUGACAACAACAUCACAGUUGACUCUGAAGUCUUACACUCUGUCCCACCAAGAUUCCUUUUCACAAUCAAUGAAGAAACAAAAGAAGAUUUGGAAUCAGAAGAGAUGAGUAAGAGAGGAUCAAGAAGAAGUUUAAGUGAUGUCGUUUCAGUGGAUACACCAUUUUUCACCCCACUUGCUUCACCACCAUACUUAACACCUCCUAUAACACCUGGAGAUUAUUCUUAUAGAGCUUUUAGUCCUCUUUUUGAGGCAUCAAGUGAUUCAGAGUUCAACAGGAUAUGGGCUUCACCACCUCCUAAGUUCAAGUUCUUGAGAGACGCUGAAGAUAAACUUCAAAGAAGAAAAGAAAUCGAAAUUUUUCAAGACGAUGAUGGAGUGAAAGAUGAUGAAAAUGGUUCUUUUAUCACAUUAAUUGUGUCCAAAAACAAAGAGAGGGAGGAUUAA
Molecule: messenger RNA, 1014 nt
Organism: Lactuca virosa
Lineage: Eukaryota; Viridiplantae; Streptophyta; Magnoliopsida; Asterales; Asteraceae
Source: the annotation of a GenBank genome assembly